This is a messenger RNA of Bursaphelenchus okinawaensis, 3021 nucleotides long. NCBI's taxonomy places the organism in Eukaryota, Metazoa, Nematoda, Chromadorea, Rhabditida, Aphelenchoididae. The record is from the annotation of a GenBank genome assembly.
AUGAUCUCCACGUAUGUCAUGGGCCUGGUGUUCACACUAUUCGGAGUAAUUGCACAGGCCGCCAUGUACAGACAGAGUUUCGCACCAUGUAAGUUUUUAUUUUGUGUUAGUUCGAGGUUUUAUUUUAUAACAUUUUUGGGGACUGAUUCACAUAUUUCAAAAAUUUGGGAAGAAUUUAAAAAAUUUAAAUAGGGCUUGCUUUUCUGAUUAAUUUUAAGAAGCCCAGCCUUUUGUAUAUGGCUAUGUUAGUUAGAAAUGACCUCUGGGCUGGGCUGGACUGAAGCAAGUUUUUCAAAAUUAAAAAUUUUUUUUAAAUAUAAAAAAUUAACUUAUGUGUAAUAAUGUAUUAGUUAGACAUAGUUUUUGGGCUGGCUUAAACUUACUUUUGACUAAAAAAAUUUUUUUGAAAUUUUGUAAAGCUUGCUAUAUCUACUCUACCUAACUUUAUAAUUAAACCUUGCCAGCCUUUUUUAUUUUCCACUCCUCUUUAAAAACUGUCAUUUGCUAACACCUACUGUCAUAAAAAGCCUUUUUAAACGUUGUAACUUUACAUUACUUUACACUCGGCCUUUAUUUACCUAUGACGACGUUGACGUAGCGGAAAUUCUGAUCGGAAGGCUUUUACGUAGAGUUAGCGGACUUUGCAAUGGCAAAAUAUAAAGAUUAAUUAUUACGUAUUGUCACCAAAGUAUUUGACAGUAUUUCGUUGGUGUUCAGACAAAAUGACAAUAGUAUUGAAAAGAGAUAAAAAUUUUGUCGUUUUUUUGUUAACGAAACAAUGUAAUUUGACGAUAACACUUUUUUGACAUCUUGAUAUUGCCUUUUUUAUUGUUUUUUGCAUUUUUUGGAAGAAUGCAGCUAUUAUGCUACAUUGUCAUUUACAUUUUCAUAAAAUCACAUCAUUGCUGUUGUAACUUCUCUUCUAAAGUAACCAAACAAUGUCUUUUCAUAUUGUCAUCAAAAACAAAUUAUUAGGUUGUUCAAAUAAUUAUCUGCUCUUUAACCUCAAAAAUUUGUUUUACGAAGAGGCACAGGAUUAAUUGAACAACAAAAUAGUUGAAAUACUUCAGGAAGUAGAUGUUUUGUAAUAAGAUUAGUAGCCGUGAAUGGUAUAUGAGCUAAAUGAACAUGUUGCAUUCUUGGAGAUUAGUAAUAGGAAAUAGAUUGAUACAGAAGACUUACAAAUUAAAGUGAUUAUGGUAUGUUGGGGCUUCUGGAUGAAGUAGAGUAUAGUGACAAGGAAAAACAAUGAUGAUAUGUCUCAAAAAAUAAAAAGAUACAAUAUAUAUGGUCUGUAAUAUAGAUUUUAUAGUUUUAGUUGUAGCUUAAUAUUGAAAAACUUUGUAUAACAAACUUUCCUAAAGAAAAAUUGUUAUAAAGAAGUUCUACUCUAUUUUUUUGGCUACACUGUCUAAAAGAUGUAAGCUAGACCGUGCUGGUUUUUAGAAACUUUUUGAUGUAAAUUAAUAAAGAUGAUAGCAUGUCAUGCUUCUUUACACUCUUAUACUGCAUAGUAAACAUACAAAGUAUUACUUACCUAUUACUCUUUUUUAAUACUACUAAUAAAUUAAUCAUAAUAACAAUUUUGCAACAAAAUCAUCCCCAUGACUCCUACUUACUUUACUUUAAUAUAAAUCUUCACAAUCUUCUUUCUUACUUAACAUGUAUACGUUUUAAUACUGCAAAGCUUAUUCUAUUUGCUACUCAAAAUAUUAUACACCUUCAAGCUAUAAAGCUCACACACCUUCCUUCUACAUUACAUUCUUAAAGCUUACAAAUCUUUUUACUACAUCACAAAGCAAGUCAGUUGACCGAACACUUGCCUAAUCGUUAGAUUAAUCUUAGCACCUUGGGUAAUCUGAAGAGUCCAAACAAGUUACGUUAUGUUUUAUCCAAAGAUAAUCUCGAGUAGGGUUCGUAUCUUUGUUUUCUCAAGUUUUUGUUGCUUGUUUACGUUGACUACAGUAAAGUUGCAAGGACUAAGCUUAUUACGAAACCUUAAAAGUUAUUAAGCAAUUUUUGACUGACAUGGCUAUCUUGUGACUUAAAAUCACUUUAAAAAAAUAGUUUUUGAAUUUCAGUUUUUUAAAAUGACUUUUUUUAAUUUUUGAUUAUUUUAAAAUUACUUUUCUUAAACUUUUGAGCAGUUUUAGAGCUACAAUAAGGUGUCGAAGAAGAAACAUAGUAUUUAUGUAACCCUAAACUAUGACAGUAUAAAACCUUGUAACGUUUGACCGCAGACUAAGGACCUGCAAAGUCACGACUAGCUCAAUUUUAGGUCCUAUUAAUGGUUUUAUCUCAUCUUAUCUAUUUUAAAGCAUACUACAGUUUUUGUCUAAAUUUAUAUAAAGAAAUGGACUUAUUGGAAUUCAAAUCUAAAGUACUAAUUGAAAGGAAUUAGCACGUCAUUUAGCAACAACAUAAAAGUUUUACAUUUUUUAAGUUCAAACAAUUUUUUUCAAAUUUGAAAAAAAAGGUUUUUGAGACAGAUUAGCUGAUAAUUGAGCUGGUGAUGUGAUAACAAAUUUUUUGUUAAUAAACUUUUUAAAACUAAACAGUAAAAUUAAUAUUGAGGACUUAGCGUGAUUGGUUUGAAUAUAACUUAGUAGGUCUGAAUUUGUAGUAUCUUGUAGUAUCUUGUUGAGGUUUGUGGCUACAUAAGCUACUGUAACAUAAAAGAAGAAGAUUUUUAAGCAUAAUUUUAAAAUUAUUUUAAAAAUACAAUCCCUAGUCUUUUUACUUAUAAAUACACUUUCAGUAACCGCCUCAACGCUUGGUGAACCACUAAACGACCCCUCCUUCCUCCUCAACUCCCCCUACCCCGCCGUUUACUUUGCCAACAAUGCCGACUCACUCACGCCCGCCAAACCACAAACACCAGCUGUGAACGGUGAAUCGACCAUAGCCAACGAGAAGCGGGCGUACAUGCGGCUAGGCAAACGUGCCUACAUGCGAUUGGGGAAACGGUCGCAAAAGUUCCAAGAACUGAUGGAGAAGCGGGCUCGGCUUCGUCUCGGCUAA